Molecule: messenger RNA, 1668 nt
Organism: Diaporthe amygdali
Lineage: Eukaryota; Fungi; Ascomycota; Sordariomycetes; Diaporthales; Diaporthaceae
Exons: 4
Coding region: 1-1668 (555 amino acids)
Biological process (GO): transmembrane transport
Molecular function (GO): transmembrane transporter activity
Source: RefSeq, a predicted model, not a curated record
AUGCCUGAUACCACGGAUCCAGCAAGCCCGACGGCACCAGAAUAUCUCCCUAUGGAGGGCUAUCUGGAACAUGCCGUAACAAUAACAGACGAAAAAUCAAAAUCAGCAGACAGCAUCACGCCGCCAACAGUCAACGACGAUGAGACAAAACUCACUGCCCCGGUCAUCAUGCCCACAGCUUUCGCAGCGGACCAGGAGCGACAAUCCCUGACCACACUCCCAAAGUGGAGGAAGUGGAGCCUCUUCGCCUGCUCCUGCGUGUUGCAGUUCCUUCUCCAGCUAGACAUGGCCGGCGUGGCCGUCACUCUUACGAAAAUCGCCACGGACCAGAAUGCAGCCCAGGUUAAGAUCUUCGCCCUGGCGACGGGCUACUUCCUCGCGCAGACCGUUUUCCAGCUCGUCUUCUCACACAUAUCGCACGCCAUCGGCAGGAAGUUAAUGUUCCUCACCGGACUGGCACUGUUCCUGGUAGGUGCAAGCAUCGCAGCGUCGCGUGCCUUGAUGAACGUUUUGAUCUUCGGGCGCGUGGUGCAGGGCAUCGGGGCCGCCGGCAUGUUCACCAUGUCUGCCAUCGUUAUAGUCGACCUCACGCAGCCGCGGCAGCGGGCUGGGUGGCAGGCCAUAUCGCAGGCCUUUGGCGCACUGGGCAAUAUCUGCGGACCGCUGAUGUCUGCGCUCCUAAUCAACAAAUUCAGAUUGCCUUGGAGUUCUAUCUUCGUCACCGAGGCCGUCCUCGUCGCAAUUCUUUUCCUCGCCCUCCUUGUCCUGCUCCCGUGCGACGCCCGAAAAUUAGGGGACGCGUGGCGAGAGCUCCGAAAAUGCGACUGGAUCGGCAUGCUGGCCUUUUUCGUCUGCUCGGUCUCGAUCCUCACGCCCAUCAAUAUCGGCGGGGCUACCACGGCGCUGGGGUGGAAGUCGGCGCCUGUGAUGAGCUGCUUCGCGGUCGGCGUCGUCAGUCUCGGCUUCCUGAUCAUGCAUCAACGUUGCCUGGCCGGGAAGCGGCCCCGGCCCGCAUUCCCGCGCGAGGUCUUUUCGCGGCGCGUUACCAACAUCGCGUUCCUCGGUACCGCGGCUGGCGGCGUGCUGCUGUCGAUGGUGUUCUACAACCUCGUGUUUUACUUCGAAGGUGUCCGGCACUUGUCGACGAAGCAAACGGGAAUCAUGCUGCUGUCGGUGACGCUGACGUACCCGGUGGCGUACAUGGUGACGGGGCUGAUGAUCCGGCGCUGGGGCCACGUCAGACCAGCGACCGUCUUGGGCUCCGUGCUGGCGACGACGGGCCUGGGACUGAUGCAGCUCAUGACGGAGGACGCGACCGUGCACAGGAUGCUCGCCAUCUGCAUGUGUGCCGGCGCCGGGUGCGGCAUAUUGGCGCCGGCCAUGGUCAACACCGUCCUCGCUAGCACGGAGGCGCGCUGGCACCCGCAUGCCAUCGCCACACGCACGCUGAUCUACACGGCCGGCCAGUGCAUCGGCGUGUCGGUCGGGCUGGCAAUCUUCACCAAUGCCUUCGAGGCCAAGUUUGGGGACAAGGCCGUCGCCCGCGGCAUCCUCGCCAACAAGCAGGGGCUGCUCAGCAAGAUCAAUGAAUUACAGCGGCUGAAACCCGACAGCGAGGUUUUCGGCAUGAUCGUCGAAUCACUCAGCUUGCUGGGUGAAGUGUCCUAA